ACUCCAGAACAAACAUGUGCGCUCUAGAGGGGAACGCGGAUGAGAAGUUUUAGUAGAGUUUUGCCAAACAUUACCAACGGCGGUUAAAUAAAAAGCGACCGACCUAGAAAAAUGAGUGAAUCUCAACGCUACCCGCCCCCGGACUUCAGCUGUCCUCCACCGGACUUCAUGCAGCAGCAGCCGCAGCAGCAGCCGCAGCAGACCCGCUUCAGCAGCUUUCACUCCAGCAUGUGGAGCUGGGGACAAACGCCCUGUGAGCCCAGCUGGGGGCAAGGCGGCUACUAUCACGGCCAAGCGGAUGGACCUGCUCACUAUGGACCCAAACCACAAUUCAGAUUGAUUCCCUUUCAAAUCGUGGAUUUCUUCUCAGAUCAGCAUUUUGGCAGUGAGUGGUACCAAGCUGGACAACCCGGUGGCAGACAGAACUACAGACCUCCCUAUCAACAAGGCAAAAAGCAAAGAAACAGGAAGGAGCCGGAGUAUUCCCAUUACUGCGACACCUGUGACCGGGGCUUUAAGAACCAGCAGAAAUACGAUGAGCACGUUUUUCAGCAUGUCAAGUGUUCUGUACCUGACUGCAACUUCAUGGCUCAUGAAAAGCUGGUCGCCAUUCACUGGAAGAACAGCCAUGCACCAGGGGCCAAAAGAAUCAAGCUGGAUACUCCAGCAGAGAUUGCUAAAUGGAGAGAGGACAGACGCAAAAACUACCCGACGGUUCAGAAUAUCGAGAGGAAGAAAAGAGUCACGGAGGUGCGGGAGCAGAUCGGAGGCGUUCUUGAAACGACUCAGUUUGGGCGCAUGAGAGGGAGAGGGAGAGGCAGAGGCAGAGGCAGAGGACGUGGUUGGGGUAACAGAGGGCCCCUCCCUUUAAACAGCACUGCUGCAGAGACCCCCAAACCACUCAACCAUCUUUCCAAGGUGGGAGAUCCAUUGGGAGUGCUGGCCAGUACUGACCAAGAUUCAGAUAAAGAGGAGCCCAGUACGGCUGACCUGGUUGUGGCCCCGAAACAGAUGAGCUCAGCCCUUGGGUCAUUACUGGCAAACUACGGUUCUAUGAGUGAAAGCGACGAGGAACCAGAAGAUGUCCCCAUUCUGAGAGCCAAAGAAGUUGUCAGAGAAAACGAGACCCUCCUAAACAAAAUGACACCAACUUCCGAGGACAGUCGGUGCUCUAAACAUGUGGAAAGGCCCGGCACGACUCGGGCAGUUCCUCAACCAACCUCUGGCCCCAUCGUGUGGAAUGAGAGAAGAGGAGGAGGGAGGAGAGGAGGAAGGGGACAAAGACGCAGAGACAUGCCUCAAUCACGCCGCGCAACUUUGCUGGAAAUGUUACUGGCCCCAGACAUUCGCCACGAGAGGAAUGUUCUGCUGCAGUGUGUACGAUAUGUCGUCCGCAACCACUUUUUCGGGCUGGAAAACGGAUCUCAGGACCGAGAGGAGAUGAAUCAGGAAAACCUGACAGUUACUGCAACCAGUGAGCUUGAAGAAAGGCCUGUGUCCCAAUCAGACUCCAGUGUUCACCAUGAGAGACAUUUUGAAACUAUAAUUGUCCCGGACAGCAAAGAUAUUGAAGCUUUAGGCAGUGAAUCUGCUGAAAGAACUGAAGAAAGUUCUAGAGAGUCUGUCCAAAGUAUUGAAGAAAAGACUGCCACGGCCCACAGCGGUCAAGAUCCCACCAGCACAAAUAAUAUCACAUCUAAAUCUAAUGUCUAUGAUGAUGAAAUAUGGGAAAUGGAUGGCUGUUCCUUGAAAUAAUUUUUUUAAGACGUUAGGUUGAAGUGUAUAAUUAUUUUUCUUGUAAAGAGAAUCAUUUUGUUGCUUUUUGUUGUAGGUGGACCUAUUAAUUUUGUUGUAGAA
This is a messenger RNA of Xiphophorus maculatus (southern platyfish), 1857 nucleotides long. It is a transcript of the gene nufip1, whose product is annotated as NUFIP1, FMR1 interacting protein 1. The transcript has 10 exons. Gene Ontology annotation, molecular function: RNA binding. Gene Ontology annotation, biological process: box C/D snoRNP assembly. The record is from RefSeq and is a predicted model, not a curated record. The coding region runs from base 112 to 1755 and encodes 547 amino acids. Lineage: Eukaryota; Metazoa; Chordata; Actinopteri; Cyprinodontiformes; Poeciliidae. Gene Ontology annotation, cellular component: nucleus.